This is a messenger RNA of Setaria italica (foxtail millet), 1247 nucleotides long. RefSeq lists its product as uncharacterized. The transcript is spliced from 3 exons. The record is from RefSeq and is a predicted model, not a curated record. Bases 1 to 993 code for a protein of 330 amino acids. NCBI's taxonomy places the organism in Eukaryota, Viridiplantae, Streptophyta, Magnoliopsida, Poales, Poaceae.
AUGACGCCGCCGCCCCUCUCCGAGAGCUCCCCCCCCACGGAGCGCGUCCGCCGCGGACCCGACGGCGUCGAGCACACCUUCACCAUCAGCUACAUCCCCGACCCGGACUACGCCGUCCUCGACGUCGUCUCCGCCACCGCCCACCGCCUCCCCGACCACGACAUCUUCAACGCCGGAUGCCUCGGCGUCAUCGCCGCGCCCGGCGCAAAAGCCUCCGGCUUCAUGGUCGUCGAGUUUCAGUUCAUCGUCGGCGGCACCGGGGCCUCGCUCCACUGCUUCUCGUCCCAGACCGGCGCCUGGGUCGAGAAGGACGUCCGCAACCCACUCCCGCGCUGGAUCUGGAACUUCAACAACGUCGUCUCCCACAACGGCAAGCUCUGGUGGGUCGACACCGCCGCCGGACUACUCGCCUGCGACCCCUUCGCCGACAACCCGGACAUGGCCUACGUCCCGCUCCCGGAGAACGACGACGACAACCGUGAUGAUGGCGCUAGAGGCUGCGCCUGCUACUACUGCUCCGAGAGACAGAUCGCCACCCGCCGCCGCGUCCAGCUCAGCAACGCCACCUUCCGCUGCGUCCAAAUCACCUCUGCGCGCAAGACCAAGGACCACGCCCACGACACCGCACCCGCCACGGUCACCAUGCGCACGCUUGCCGAUCCGGAGACGGCCCACUGGACGCUCGACUACAAGGUGCCCUUCGCCGACAUCUGGGCCGACCACACCUACAAGGCGGCGGGACUGCCGGAGAAGGAACCCGUGCUCGCCUUCAUCCACCCCAACAACCCCGACGUCCUCUACUUCUCCCUCGACGACUACCUCUUCGCCGUCGACAUGCGUGCCAAGAAGCUGAUCGAGUGCGAGGCCCACGAAUCCGGCGUCUCUUCGUCCUCACUUCUCGCCUGGGAGCUGCCGCCCGCGCUCACCGCACCCGCCGCUGGUGUUCCUGAGAACGGAUCAAAUGAUGAGUCUGCAACAGCAGCGUCAGCAUGAAGAGAGGGUUGGUGAUAGUGGUUUAUUAGUUUCCUUUUGGCAGGCAAUGUAGUCAUUACUACCUGGGGGGCGCAUUAUGGCCUGACAUGGCGUUUCAUGAGCAGCGUGCAUGGUGUUGCGUAGGUUAUGAUGGAUUGUUACCGUCACGACUCAGGAUGGAUGGACGUGUGUUUGCUAGUUAAAAUUGUAUCCAUGGUUCGUUUGGAUGUGAGUGCUGUAUGCGUUGCCAAACUGGAACAGACAUUUCGGUUGCC